Trichophyton verrucosum HKI 0517 is the source of this 1785-nucleotide messenger RNA. RefSeq lists its product as uncharacterized. Lineage: Eukaryota; Fungi; Ascomycota; Eurotiomycetes; Onygenales; Arthrodermataceae. Gene Ontology annotation, cellular component: catalytic step 2 spliceosome. Gene Ontology annotation, biological process: protein peptidyl-prolyl isomerization; protein polyubiquitination; protein folding. Gene Ontology annotation, molecular function: peptidyl-prolyl cis-trans isomerase activity; ubiquitin-ubiquitin ligase activity. The transcript is spliced from 3 exons. The record is from RefSeq and is a predicted model, not a curated record. The coding region runs from base 1 to 1785 and encodes 594 amino acids.
AUGUAUGUAAAGCUCUUCAAGCUCAUCACAACCCAAGUUCGAACACUUAACUGGCAACAGUCAGAACAGAAGCUAACAUGGGUAAAGAUCACUCACUCAGAAUGGGCCUCGGAGGAUGCAUUUUCUGCCAGUGUCGGUGCUGGUGCUGCGCGACAGAAAACUGGCGGAUCUCAUGCGUCUUUUAAACGCCUACCCUUCAACUUUUGCUCUCUAUCACUCCAGCCAUUUUCCCACCCUGUAUGCACAUCCGAUGGCAUUAUAUUCGAUCUGACACACAUCCUACCAUGGAUCAAGAAGAACGGCAUCAACCCGGUGAACGGUGCUCCGAUGAAGAACUCGGAUCUCAUCAAGCUACACUUCGCAAAGAACGAGUCGGGCGAAUAUGUUGAUCCUGUCACAUAUAAAGUAUUCACGGACAACACACAUAUAGUCGCGCUAGGAAAUACGGGGAAUGUAUUUGCCUGGGAUACCGUGCAAAAGCUCAACAUCAAACCUAAAAUGUGGCGAGAUCUAGUGAAUGACGAAGAAUUCGGCAGGAAAGAUAUAAUCACAUUACAAGAUCCACAUAAUGUGAACGCCCGAGAUCUCAACACCUUUAAGUACCUGAAUGACGGAGAAAAUAAUACUACAAGUGGAAAUGAUGGCCAGGGCAUCAACCUUAACGCCAUGGGCAGUUCGGCAAAGAUUCUACGAGCGAAGGAGGCUGUAGCUAAGGCGAGGGCUGAAAGAGAACAAAAGGCAACAUCAGCGGAUGCGCUGAGCCAGAGGCAAAAAGAAAAUUUGUCGGUCAAGAAGAGUUUGACUACCAGCCAAAGUGGAAAAGCUGUACCAUUUAAUGCAGCAAGACACACUACUGGUUUAGCUGCUGCCUCUUUCACCAGCACAGGUCUAACACCGCAUACCGCUGCGGAUUUGUCAAUAAUGACAGAUGAAGAAUACAUGCUGAAAUGUGGCCGAGUAAAAAUCAAGGGCUAUGCACGGAUAGUUACCAAUCUGGGUGAUCUUAACAUUGAACUGCACACAGAACAUGCACCGAAAGCCGUGUGGAAUUUCAUUCAGUUAGCUAAGAAGGGCUACUAUAAGGGUGUUACCUUUCACCGGAACAUUAAAGGCUUCAUGAUUCAAGGUGGUGAUCCAACUGGAACUGGCAAAGGUGGGGAGAGUAUUUGGGGCAAAAGUUUCGCAGAUGAGGUUAUCGGGCCUUUUAAGCAUGAUUCUAGAGGAACACUCAGUAUGGCGAAUAAAGGAAAGGAUACCAACAGCAGUCAAUUUUUCUUCGCUUAUCGUGCCGUCCCUCAUCUGAACGGGAAGCACACUAUCUUCGGCCAUCUAAUUGAUGACCCUUCGCCAUCCUCGCCAACACUAGAUGCAAUGGAAGUAGCACCAGUGGACUCCAGCACAAACAGGCCUACUCCUGCUAUUACCAUGCUUGAUGUAGUGGUAUUUGUGGACCCAUUUGAAGAAUUUCUCAAUAAGAAACGAAAAGAGGAAAAUGCUCAGCAAUCAGUAUCCGGGGCAAGCAGUGAUACCAAGGAUAAGGGAGAUGAUGACCAAGUUACAUGGACCGGCAAGAGACUACGUGGAUAUGGCUCAAACGAGAGCGGCAGCGCUUCAGGCAAUGUAUCUGGAGUUGGUAAAUAUUUGAAGGCCUCAGCUGCGGCCUCCAGUGGAAAUGAGGAUGAGAUCGUCGGAUUUGUUGAUGAAGAUGAACUCGAGUCAGAACAUGCGCGUAAGAAGAUCAAGAAUGCAGGACGCGGAGGCUUCGGAAAUUUCGAUUCUUGGUGA